Cucurbita moschata (crookneck pumpkin) is the source of this 1717-nucleotide messenger RNA. RefSeq names its product transcription factor bHLH131-like. The transcript is spliced from 3 exons. The record is from RefSeq and is a predicted model, not a curated record. Lineage: Eukaryota; Viridiplantae; Streptophyta; Magnoliopsida; Cucurbitales; Cucurbitaceae. Gene Ontology annotation, molecular function: DNA-binding transcription factor activity; protein dimerization activity. The coding region runs from base 763 to 1473 and encodes 236 amino acids. Gene Ontology annotation, biological process: regulation of DNA-templated transcription.
CUGCACGUCUAUUUGGCUUCGAAAUUAUAAUUAUUUUGUGUAACUAAGCAAGCUUCUGCUAGCCCAGCUGGUAUAUGUAGUCUUAAGAAGAGGAUAUAUAUCAUUGGACUGAUUUGGCUGGAUCUUAGCCAUAUAUUCAAUACUGAUACCAAAAAGUUCACACCCGGCGACAUGACAAACAAGUUACUUCGGUGCUUCAUGUCAGCCAUCCUUUAGGUUGCAAUUUUGCAGUCCGAAGAAUAAAAUAAAAUAACUCUUGUCCAAGGAGCAGCAGUGACCGAACCAUCUUCCAAGCCACACACCUACCGUAUAAUGCUUUCUCAAGAUCCUCGACUCCAUGGAAGUUAUGAUUUUCAACAUAAGGAUAAUUGUUGGGACUGUGGGUGCAGGAAUAAAGAUAUGAGUGGGGGGUCAUUUUAUUUAUAAAGUAGGAUUUUUGUAAUGAAUUGUUAAAUUCUGGUCAUGCGGAUGGUUGAUAUGUGAUUUGGUUAAAGCACUCCAAGUUUCCAUAUCUUACCAUUAUAAUUACAGGAUCAAAAUGCUUAGUAAAUGGCAAUUAUGAGGUCGGAUAUUACAUAAUCUGCCUUAAUCGCAAAGAAAUAAAGCAAUUAAUUAAUCGCAAAGAAAUAAAGCAAUUAAUUCCUUCUAUCCCACUCUUUGAAAAUGGAGAAUUUUCCUAUAUAAUAAAAACAUCAAUAGUCGGACUUCACAGCAGUUAUUGCUAUUCUUUGCACUUCCAAUAAGGGAGGACCUUGUUGUGCCAUGGUUUUACUGCAUCAGUCUGGACAGGUCAUGCAGUCCAUCCAGAGCUACCCAACUUCAGGAACUAUGCAUCAGAUGUAUCCACAAGGACAACCUCUAAUGAUCAAGCAUUACAGCCCAAUCUCAUCCUUUCCAAGGAAGGAGAAUACAUUACAUGCAGCCCAGAAGCACCGCCUGGCAGAGCAGAGCAGAAGAAACAGAAUCAGCGGCCAAUAUGACACCCUCCGUGCCAUCCUUCCCAGCAUAUACAAAACGGAUAUGAGUAAGCUCAAAAAGGCUUUUGUGCUUUCUGAGACAAUCCGUAUGGUGAAGGAGUUUAAGAAGCUUGUAUCAGAAAAGAGAGCAACUAAUCGUGAAGUCGGGAAUUGCGGGAUACCUGGUGGGGCAGAUAGAUUGAGCUUAGAACACUGUGAUGGUGGUGAAGGGAUGGUGAAGGCUGUAAUGAGCUGCGAGGACAGGCCGAACAUUAUGGCAGAAUUGGCAAAAGCACUGAAAACGGUGAAAGUGAAGCUGGUGAGAGCUGAAAUGGUGACUAUGGGUGGAAGGAACAAGUUUUCUCUGUGGAUGCAAGGGCCUAAAGAAGGACCUGGCGUGCUUAAGAGGGUUUUGGAGGCUGUUAUGAGGAGGCCUUCAUGGAUUGCUAGAAAACACAGAAGUUCUUGGCAUUCCCGAGCCUCAACAGCUUACAAUUUCAAUAGGGCCACUUCUUGAAAAAUCUCUUAUUUUUCUCCAAGUAACAUAAUUACCCGUUUGUAAUUAGUUGUGAUGGCCUUUCUGGAACCAUCCAGCCCUCUAAUCAAUACGUCUGAACAUGAUAGGUGAAAGUAUACGUACUUGCUGACCUUUUUCUUCUUAUCUUCGUAGUUCCUCGGUAAUUCAAUGUUUCCAGAGAUGGUAAUUUGGAUUUCAUAGCAAAGAAACUUCGAAUGAAAAAAUUAAUUGAUGUUACAGGUUA